UCUGCAAUGGCAGCCUAAUCUCAGCUCGCAGGACCCCGGAACUACGGGCAGCCUCAACCGUCUGUGUUGGAUGCACAUGUGGCUGCUGCUGUCUGUGUGACUGAGAAGCAUGGGGGAUUGCAUUGAGUUAUUGUGUGGCUGCUAUGAGCAGAUAUUGUUCGGGUAUCAUGUGCAGCCAGAUGGCGAGCAAUGGACGGCAACAGCUGACUUUACACACCAUGCCCACACUGCUUCCUUAUCUGUGGUAGCUGCAAACAACAGAUUUGUAAUCACUGGAAGUAAGGAUGAAACAAUUCAGAUCUAUGACAUGAAGAAAAAGGUGGAACACGGAGUUCUUCUUCAUCACAAUGGUAGUAUCACAUGUCUGGAGUUCUACGGCAACACACACCUGUUGAGUGGAGCUGAGGAUGGAUUGAUUUGUGUGUGGAACAUCAAGAAAUGGGAAUGUCAACAAACCUUCAAGGCUCACAAGGGCCAUGUCUCCUCUCUUUCAAUACAUCCGUCUGGAAAAUUAGCAUUAUCUGUCGGCACAGACAAAACUUUAAGAACCUGGAACCUUGUUGAUGGUCGCUCUGCUUUUAUAAAAAAUAUCAAACAAAAUGCACAGAUCGUUCAGUGGUCUCCCAGUGGAGAGAAAUACGUGGUGGUGAUGCAGGACAGGGGGGAUGUGUACAAACUGGAAACUGCGUCUAUUAUUGGCACAAUCAAUAAUCCAAAGAGAAUAUCUUCAAUACAUUUUAUAACGGAUACUCUCCUGGCUGUGGCUGGGGAUGAGGAUAUUAUCAGACUCUAUGACACAGACUCUCAAAAAUCUGUUUGUGAAUAUAAAGCUCAUGAAACCAGAGUGAAGAGUCUCCAUUCUUUUGAGUAUGAAGGCUGUCAUAUUAUUGUAUCUUCAUCUAGUGAUGGAUAUGUUAAGAUGUGGAAGAUUGAUUUGGAUAAGUUAGAUACUGCACCCACAUUGCUGUGUGAGGUGAGCACAUCAGCCAGGCUUACGUGUCUUUCAGUAUGGCUCCCUAGAGUCAGUGAUAAUAAAGCAAAGAAAACCCCAGAAGCCACUACAGAGAAAGAGACUAAAUGUCCCAAGAAGAAAGUAGAGGCCCCCAAGGAGCAAACAGAGAAUUCAGACGCAGAACAAGAGGGAGAAACCGAGGUGGUGCACAAGAAGAGGAAACUUUCAGAAAAGAAAAAGUUAAAGAAGAAGAAGCCAAACAAAGACUAAGCCUCUCUUAUGCACAUAUUAUGUUAUCUGGCCUAGUUUAAUGUUUACAUUGCAGCAAUACAAAGACAGUAAGAGUUCUUUCUGACAGCUCAGUUCAGUCUAUUUAACAUCUUUGCGAUAUUCUAUUACUAGCCAGAAAUCAGGUUAUGAGAUCUCUGUAAGGACAGAUUAGUUCUAUGUGUAAAAAAAAAGAAACAGAAAUACUUGGGUCCCAAGUAGAACAGAUGUGAUUUAACCGUUUGUCAGUCUCACACCUCUUUGCUAGCAGCCAGUAGCAUCUUUUUAUUUGUACAGUGAUUGAACCUCCAAUGUGAAUCCUGUUGCAGUUUGUAUAAAGGACUUUUUUCUUCCUUACCCAUUAGGUCCAUGUUCCAUCUUCAAUUUCUGUUUUUAAAUAAAGUAUUUUUAUUGAA
Molecule: messenger RNA, 1635 nt
Organism: Pseudophryne corroboree (corroboree frog)
Lineage: Eukaryota; Metazoa; Chordata; Amphibia; Anura; Myobatrachidae
Gene: PAK1IP1
Product: PAK1 interacting protein 1
Exons: 10
Coding region: 110-1222 (370 amino acids)
Molecular function (GO): protein binding
Source: RefSeq, a predicted model, not a curated record